AAAACUUUGAGAUACAUUUCUUCAAGCUGUACAGAAAAGUUUAUCAACAAAAAUGCCAUCAGAUACACUUGUUCCAUUACCAGCUCUUAUUGAUUUUGCACUGGGGACUCCUGAGAUUGGUGCUGUUAAUUUCAACAUUUUACAUUCUGUGUUGCAUGUUAUAGUACAACAAACAAACCUCUAUGAAACACAAGUUGAAUUUAAGGGACAUGAUGCUGACCGUCUCGAGACGUUAGUUAAACAGUCAUCUCCCAGACCAUCUGUAAGGCUCCAGGAGUACCAGUUACCUGUUGUUUCUUUCAAGAAGUCAAAAGAAAGUAUUGCCAAGGUAAAAGAAGAAACUACAUCAAAAGAAGACAUUUCUGAGGCAAAAGAAGAGACACAAGCUGAUGAGCAACAUUCAGAAACUGAACUUCAGACAGUGGUAUUAGUGGAAUCAUUUGGGGCUGAAGAAUCUCCAGAAACAGAGGAACACGGACCUAGACCCUCAAAAACAGCAUCCCACAAAGCUCCAAGACCUUCAACAGCUGCAAGAACUAGUGAACAAGGUGUCAUUAUUAGAAAGGGGAGUUUCGAGAGACUUGAGAGGAAGGUCUCCAAGAUUCAAGCAGAACUUAAAAAACUGGAUGCACUUCCCACCAAUGAAGACCUCAUCAGACGUUCACGUGUAUCAAGUGACUCUACACCAGUAAAGGAUAUGUGGCAGUUCCUAAAUCUCACAAAGAGGUUGGAUGCUGUUGAGGAGGGUAUUGAGAGGCUCACUUCUGUGUUACAAGAUAUAGCAAAGCAGAUUGGCCUUUCAACUAUUUUGGGAGAAGUAGAAUCAGUGGGAUCCCGAAGUGGAAGCACUGUUACAAAUCCAUUGGAGAUAAAAGAUGAAGGUGAACUUAGAGAACGACUGGUUCAUAUUGAAAAGAGACUUUGGGAAGUGGAACAUCGUAUGAAUAGUUCAGAUUUGCGUAUCCGUGCUUCUCGGAGUGUAGAUGUCAUAAGGUGA
Messenger RNA from Schistocerca americana (American grasshopper), 997 nucleotides. RefSeq lists its product as uncharacterized. The record is from RefSeq and is a predicted model, not a curated record. The coding region runs from base 53 to 997 and encodes 314 amino acids. Lineage: Eukaryota; Metazoa; Arthropoda; Insecta; Orthoptera; Acrididae. The transcript has 7 exons.